AUGGCCUCCUCCGCCCCCGUGGAUCUAUCCGCGCCCACCUCCAUGGACCUCCCCAUCAUCGACAUGGACAUCUACCUCGCCCACGCGCCCACCUCGCCCGAGUCCCAGGCCGAGUGCGCCAAGGCCGCCGCCGCGCUCAUCAAGUACGGCGCGCUCGUCCUGUGCGACUCGCGCGUCGCCGCCUCGGACAACGAGUCCUUUCUCGACCUCCUCGAGGACUACUUUGCGCAGCCUGAGGCCGCGCUCCGCCGCGACGAGCGGCCCGAGCUCGGCUACCAGGUCGGCGCCACGCUCGAGAACACGGAGAAGCCAAAGUGCGCCGUCGACGAGCCCUGCCUGGACGUCAUUGCGCGGCUGGACCCGGACCAGCGCCCGCUGGACAUUUCCGCGCACAGCCCGGACCCAAAGUGCCGGUUCUUUUGGCGGAUGGUGGAGCAGCCGCCGUACGAGACGCAGUUUCCGGGCUUGAAUGCGCCGAAUGUGGUGCCCGAGGCCGAGGGGCUGCGGGAGAGGUGGACGCCGGUCAUGGACCGCUGGGGCAACUGCAUGAAGAGCGCCGUCUCGACGCUUUCCGAAAUGACCGCCGUCGGCCUCGGUCUUUCCCCGACAUACUUUAGCGACGCCGGCCGCUACGGCCCUCAUCUCCUCGCCCCCACCGCCUCCGACCUCACCAAGUAUGGCGCCGUCGACACCAUCCUCGCCGGCUUCCACACCGACCUCAACUUCCUGACCAUCCACGGCCGCAGCCGCUACCCGGGGCUCAACAUCUGGGCGCGCAACACCGGCCGGCGCAUCCCCGUGCGCAUGCCCCCCGGCAACUACCUCCUCGUGCAGGCUGGCAAGCAGCUCGAGCACAUCACCGGCGGCCUCAUCAAGGCCGGCUUCCACGAGGUGACGGUCAACGAGGCCACGGUGGCGACGAUGCGGCGGCGCGCGGCCGAGCAGCCGGACCGGCCGCAAAUUCGCAUCUCGAGCACGCUGUUCUGGCACCUAAACUCGGACUUUGACCUGCAGCCCGUGCCGGAACUCAAGGAGAGGGCGAAGCGGCUGAGGGAGGAGCAGGAGAAGCUGGGGCGGGAUGAGGGGAGGGAGGCAGAGUAUCUACCGAUGAAGGUCGGCCAGCAGGUGGAAAGUGAGUUGAAGCAUAUUGCGCUGAUGGCGUGA
Messenger RNA from Akanthomyces muscarius, 1164 nucleotides. RefSeq lists its product as uncharacterized. The record is from RefSeq and is a predicted model, not a curated record. The transcript is spliced from 4 exons. Bases 1 to 1164 code for a protein of 387 amino acids. Gene Ontology annotation, molecular function: dioxygenase activity. Lineage: Eukaryota; Fungi; Ascomycota; Sordariomycetes; Hypocreales; Cordycipitaceae.